AUGUUGGAGAACUACAGCAACCUGGUGUCCCUGGGAAGGAGCUGUGUCUUGGGAAAUGAUGCAGGAAACGAGCCUAUUAAAACCGAACUGGGAUUAAGCUUUCAGUUCCAUCUGCCUGAAAGGCAGCUAUUUCAAGCUGAAGGGAAAAUUUAUGAAUGUAACCAAGUUGAAAAGACUAUCAACCAUAUUACCUCACUUUCACCACUUGAAAACCUUACUUCUAAACUGAAAACCCACAUGUUUAAUAAAUAUAAGAAUGAUUUUGGCAGUUCUCCAAUAUUCACAGAAGAAGUGAAAGCACACAUUAGGGAAGAACCUUACAGACAUAAUGAGCUCGGCAAAGCCUUUAGUAUGUCUUCAAGCCUUCCUAACCAUGGGGUCAUCCGUACUGGAAAGAAACCUUUCCAAUGUAAAGAGUGUGGCAAGGCCUUCAGGCAAAAUUCAGACUUUCUACGACACUGGAGAAUCCAUAGUGGAGAGAAACCUUACAGAUGCAAUGAAUGUGGCAAAGUCUUCAGUCAAAAUUCACACCUAUCUCGACAUCAGACAAUUCAUACUGGGGAGAAACCUUACAAGUGUGAUGACUGUGGCAGAGCAUUUAGUGUGCGCUCAACACUUACAACCCAUCUGCGAAUCCAUAAUAGAGAUAAUCCAUACAAAUGUGAUGAAUGUGGCAAGGUCUUUAGUUGCAAUUCAUACCUUAAACGACAUCAGAGUGUUCACACUGGGGAGAAACCUUACAAAUGUAAUGACUGUGGCAGUGCAUUUAGUGUGCGUUCAAGGCUUUAUAUACAUCAGGUUAUCCAUAAUGCAGAUAAACCUUACAAAUGUGAUGUUUGUGGCAAGGUUUUCAGUCAAAGUUCAAACUUAGCAAAUCAUCGUAGAAUUCAUACUGGAGAGAAACCUUACAAAUGUCAUGAAUGUGGCAAAGUCUUUAGUUUUAAUUCAUACCUUGCACAACAUCGGAGAAUUCAUACUGGAGAGAAACCUUACAAAUGUGAUGAAUGUGGCAAGACAUGUAAUAGUUUAUCCUUUCGCCCUCAAGUGGUGCUGCAGCUCAAACAGAGACCAAGUUGUAAUUCAUACCUUACACAACAUCGGAGAAUUCAUACUCAAGAGAAACCUUACAAAUGUGAUGAAUGUGGCAAGGUCUUUAGUUGCAAUGCAUACCUUAGACGACAUCAGAGUAUUCACACUGGAGAGAAACCUUACAAAUGUAAUGAAUGUGGCAAGGCCUUUAUUUACAAUUCAUACCUUGUACAACAUGCGAGUGUUCAUACUGGAGAGAAACCUUACAAAUGUCAUGAGUGUGGCAAAUGUGGCAAAGUCUUUACUUGCAAUUCAUACCUUACACGGCAUCAGGGCAUUCAUACUGGAGAGAAACCUUACAAAUGCAACGAGUGUGGCAAGGUUUUCCGUCAAAAAUCAAACCUUAAAAAUCAUCACACGAUCCACUUGGGAGAGAAACCUUACAAAUGUUAUGAAUGUGGUAAGAAAUUUAGUUUGCGCUCAAGGCUUCAUAUACAUCAGGUUAUCCAUAAUGCAGAUAAACCUUACAAAUGUGAGUAUUGUGGCAAGGUUUUCAGGCACAAAUUAUCCCUAACAGUUCAUCGUAGAAUUCAUACUGGAGAGAAACCUUACAAGUGUAAUGAAUGCGGCAAGGCCUUCAGACACAAGAUAUCUCUUACAGUGCAUCAGAAAACACAUACUGGAGAGAGAACUUACGUACAUAACGAGUGUGCCAAGGUCGUCUGUCAAAACUCAAACCUUGAAGAUCAUCACAGAAACCAUACAGGACGGAAACCUUACAAAUGUAAUGAAUGUGGUAAGGUCUUCAAUUACAAUUCAACGCUUGCACGACAUCAGUGUAUUCAUACUGGAGAGAGGCCUUACAAAUGCAAUGAGUGUGGCAAAUUGUUUUGUCAGAAAUCAAACCUUAAAAAUCAUCAUGUUGUCCAUUCGGGAGAGAAACCAUACAAAUGUAAUGAGUGUGGCAGGGUCUUCCGUCACAAAUCAAACCUUAAAAAUCAUCACACGAUCCAUACAGGAGAGAAACCUUACAAAUGUGAUAAAUGUGACAAGGCCUUCAGACAAAAGAUAUCCCUUACACGUCAUCAGCGAACUCAUACUGGAGAGAAACCUCACAAAUGUAAUGAAUGUGGCAAGGUCUUCUGUGAAAAAUCAAACCUUAAAUCUCAUCACAGAAUCCACACUGGAGAGAAACCUUACAAAUGUAACGAGUGUGGCAAGGCGUUCCGUGAAAAAUCAAACCUUAAAACUCAUCACAGAAUCCAUACUGGAGAGAAACCUUACAAAUGCAAUGUAUGUCAUAAGGUUUUUAGUCACAUUUCACGCCUUGCUCAGCAUCAGGGAAGUCAUUUGUGA
Propithecus coquereli (Coquerel's sifaka) is the source of this 2385-nucleotide messenger RNA. Its product is annotated as zinc finger protein 83-like. Gene Ontology annotation, molecular function: DNA-binding transcription factor activity, RNA polymerase II-specific; RNA polymerase II cis-regulatory region sequence-specific DNA binding. The transcript has 5 exons. The record is from RefSeq and is a predicted model, not a curated record. Gene Ontology annotation, biological process: regulation of DNA-templated transcription. The coding region runs from base 1 to 2385 and encodes 794 amino acids. NCBI's taxonomy places the organism in Eukaryota, Metazoa, Chordata, Mammalia, Primates, Indriidae.